Selaginella moellendorffii is the source of this 789-nucleotide messenger RNA. RefSeq names its product pentatricopeptide repeat-containing protein At2g35030, mitochondrial-like. Gene Ontology annotation, molecular function: RNA binding; protein binding. The transcript is spliced from 2 exons. The record is from RefSeq and is a predicted model, not a curated record. NCBI's taxonomy places the organism in Eukaryota, Viridiplantae, Streptophyta, Lycopodiopsida, Selaginellales, Selaginellaceae. The coding region runs from base 1 to 789 and encodes 262 amino acids. Gene Ontology annotation, biological process: RNA modification.
AUGUACGGCAAGUGUGGUGCCGUGCAGUCGGCACGGAUCGUCUUUGAUAGCAUCGCCCACAAGGAUAUUUUUUCCUGGAAUCUUAUGCUCGGCGCAUAUACCCGCAACGGGGAUCUGGACGCCGCAAAAGUGCUCUUUGAUAACAUGCCCGACAGAGAUCAUGUCUCCUCAAACACACUUAUAGCGGCAUUCUCCAAGUCCGGCAAGGUAGAUCACGCGGCAGAUUUGUUCGCGGCAAUGCCCGAUAAGAAUGUCGUGUCUUGGAAUUCGAUACUUGCAGCAUAUGCCCAGAAUGGGAAUCUUGCGGCCGCCAAACAAACGUUUGACUCCAUGCCCGAAAAGGAUCUUGUUUCCUGGAACACAAUCGUGGCGGCGAGUGCUCAAGCCGGGAAUCUAGAACUUGCAAAGGAUUUGUUCGAUCGGAUGCCCCAGCAUGAUCUAGUCAGCUUCAAUGCCAUGCUCGACGCAUUUGCCCGAAACGGGCAUCUGGCAGACGCUUACGCCCUUUUCCACGGGGAAAUGCUCUCCCGCGAGAGGAAUAUCAUCUCCUGGAACGCGAUGCUGGCUGCAAUGGACACUCCGGAGCGUGCAAAGGCGCUGUUCGAUCGAAUCCCUGCGCACGAUUGCUUCUCCUGGAACUCGCUCCUUUCAGUGUAUGGAUCUUCGCGGCUUGUGGAUGCUGCCAUGGAAAUCUUCGAGCUCUUGAUGCCGGAGUGGAAUCUCGUAUCAUGGAAUUCUCUCUUAUCAGCAAUGGCAGAUCGUCGAGAAGAUCGCGAAAGAAAUCUUUGA